AGCUUAAAAGUUUAAUAUCUUCUUAAAUAUUCUUUUGAUUGAUUUUUUUGACAGAUCGCGUUUUUUGACAACCCAAAUGCAAACAUGGGGGCGUGGCAAUCGUGACAUUCAAAACAUAACCCUAAACUUUCGCCACAAAACCUCGAAAAUGAUACUCAGACGAAAAAUACUACCACGAAACGUCUCUGACGCUUUAGUAACUCUGUUCACGUUGGUGAUCAUCCCCAUUGUGUACUACUUCGAGCUGUUCGUGGUGCUACCUCACUACUACUCCCAGUGGAGCGCCGGGUACACGUUCCACUUUGUAACUGGAACCUUUAUCCUGUUCAAUGUCUGCUCAAAUUACGUUGCAAUCGUCGUCUGUGAUACAAGCAUUUAUGGAAGGCUGCUACCUACAAUUUUGGGGCCAAAUUCAAGAUUUUGUGCAGUUUGCGAGUGCAUUGCGCCGCCCAGGUCAUGGCACUGCCCCACGUGUAACGUAUGUAUUUUGAAGAGGGACCAUCAUUGUAUGUUUACGAGCUGCUGUGUGGGACACCACAAUCUUCGAUACUUCAUAAGUUUUGUGUUUUACAUAUUCAUAUCGACUGUGUAUGCUUCAUACUAUAACUUGUUUUUUGCGUUUGAAUUUGCUGAAUUUGGUUCUUGGGAAUCAAUUAUUAAACUAAUAUUUCCGUUAGCGUCUUUGUUUGUGAGUUAUUCGCGACACCAAAUGUACUUGUUUAUAGUUUUAAUUGUAUUGAUUGGAGGAGUGUUUACUGGUGUUUUGUUGUAUUAUCAUUGUGAUUUAAUUUUGAGGGGGGUUGUGACUCAUGACAGGCAACAGAAGUUGAGUCCUUAUGAUUAUGGACGAAAGAAUAAUAUUAUUGAAGCUUUAGGGGAGAGAUGGUAUCUUGUGUGGGUGUCGCCAUUCCUUGAAAGUAAAUUGCCACGUGAUGGAGUUAAUUGGGAUGUAAAACAAUCACUUAAAGCUAAGUAGUACUUAGUAGAAACCUAUAACGUAUUGAUUGUGUGUCCUACUAAUAAUGUGAUAAUUAAAGGUAUUGCCAAAUAAGGGUCCUUGUGCCGUCUAAUAAUUGACCAAAAGUAAGUAAUUUUCAAAAUGUCAAUGUACACCCUCCCAGUUAUAGUAAAUUACGUGUAAAUACAUAGAUGUUGUGAUCAGGAAUUAAACAAUCCAUAAAAAAGA
Zophobas morio is the source of this 1186-nucleotide messenger RNA. Its product is annotated as probable palmitoyltransferase ZDHHC24. Gene Ontology annotation, molecular function: palmitoyltransferase activity. Bases 77 to 976 code for a protein of 299 amino acids. The transcript has a single exon. The record is from RefSeq and is a predicted model, not a curated record. NCBI's taxonomy places the organism in Eukaryota, Metazoa, Arthropoda, Insecta, Coleoptera, Tenebrionidae.